Messenger RNA from Orycteropus afer afer, 5934 nucleotides. It is a transcript of the gene DOCK4, whose product is annotated as dedicator of cytokinesis 4. The record is from RefSeq and is a predicted model, not a curated record. NCBI's taxonomy places the organism in Eukaryota, Metazoa, Chordata, Mammalia, Tubulidentata, Orycteropodidae. Gene Ontology annotation, molecular function: small GTPase binding; GTPase activator activity; guanyl-nucleotide exchange factor activity. The transcript has 54 exons. Gene Ontology annotation, cellular component: cytoplasm; plasma membrane. Gene Ontology annotation, biological process: cell chemotaxis; small GTPase-mediated signal transduction. The coding region runs from base 1 to 5934 and encodes 1977 amino acids.
AUGGGUGGUGACAGCAGUGGAGAUGUUAUUGCCAGUUUUCGAGGAACUGUCCCAUAUGGCCUCUCUUUGGAAAUUGGAGAUACAGUUCAGAUCCUGGAGAAGUGUGAUGGCUGGUACCGAGGAUUUGCCUUAAAAAACCCAAAUAUCAAGGGUAUAUUUCCUUCCAGCUAUGUUCACUUGAAAAAUGCCUGUGUAAAGAACAAAGGACAGUUUGAAAUGGUUAUUCCCACUGAAGAUUCAGUUAUCACAGAAAUGACAUCAACUUUAAGAGACUGGGGCACAAUGUGGAAGCAACUGUAUGUGAGGAAUGAAGGUGAUCUCUUCCACCGGCUGUGGCACAUCAUGAAUGAAAUCCUGGAUCUGCGGCGGCAGGUGCUGGUGGGCCACCUUACCCACGAUCGCAUGAAGGAUGUGAAGCGCCACAUUACUGCCCGCCUUGACUGGGGCAAUGAACAACUGGGACUGGACCUGGUGCCUAGAAAAGAGUAUUCCAUGGUGGAUCCAGAGGACAUCAGCAUUACUGAGCUCUAUCGACUGAUGGAGCAUCGACAUCGGAAGAAAGAUACCCCAGUGCAGGCCAGCAGCCAUCACCUCUUUGUGCAGAUGAAGAGCCUCAUGUGUUCUAAUCUGGGAGAGGAGCUGGAAGUCAUCUUCUCACUCUUUGAUAGUAAAGAGAAUCGACCAAUCAGUGAGAGGUUUUUCUUGAGGCUGAAUAGAAACGGGCUUCCGAAAGCCCCGGAUAAACCGGAGCGACACUGUUCUCUCUUUGUGGAUUUGGGUAGCAGUGAGCUCCGGAAGGACAUCUAUAUCACAGUGCACAUUAUCCGAAUCGGUCGAAUGGGAGCAGGAGAAAAGAAAAAUGCCUGCAGUGUCCAAUACCGACGACCCUUUGGCUGUGCCGUUCUUAGCAUCGCUGACCUGCUGACAGGAGAGACAAAGGAUGACCUCAUCCUGAAAGUGUACAUGUGUAACACAGAGAGUGAAUGGUACCAAAUCCAUGAGAACAUCAUUAAAAAGCUGAAUGCACGUUAUAAUUUGACUGGCUCCAAUGCAGGAUUAGCAGUUUCCCUACAGCUGUUACAUGGAGACAUUGAACAAAUCAGAAGAGAAUACUCAUCGGUGUUUUCUCACGGAGUAUCCAUAACGAGGAAGUUGGGGUUUUCUAAUAUUAUAAUGCCUGGGUAUCUGAUGUCUAAAGAAGAAAAGACACUUUCUCAGCAGACCAUCUCUGACUUCUCCAAGCCAAAUAACUCUGAGGGGAGUUUUAUGCAGAGGCUUCUGAGCCUAUAUUUCUUCUACAUUAAGUGCUAUGACUACAAAGGAAUAAGACUGGUUUCUGAUUUUAUCUCCUUUGGCUCUGGAGAGCCACCAGCUAGUGAGUACCACUCCUUCGUGCUUUAUCAUAACAACAGUCCCAGGUGGUCUGAACUGCUGAAACUUCCGAUUCCUGUGGAUAAAUUCAGGGGCGCACAUAUCCGCUUUGAGUUUCGACAUUGUUCCACGAAGGAGAAAGGAGAGAAGAAGUUGUUUGGUUUCUCUUUUGUCCCUCUGAUGCAGGAGGAUGGCAGGACGCUUCCAGAUGGCACUCAUGAGCUCAUUGUGCACAAGUGUGAAGAAAACACAAACCUUCAAGAUACUACCCGCUACCUCAGGCUUCCCUUUUCUAAGGGCAUUCUCCUUGGGAAUAAUAACCAAGUCAUGAAGGCCACAAAGGAGUCCUUUUGGAUAACAUCUUUUCUCUGUUCCACGAAACUCACACAAAACGGUGAUAUGCUUGAUCUUUUGAAAUGGAGAGCCCACCCAGAAAAGAUCACAGGCUGUCUCUCUAAAUUAAAGGAAAUUGAUGGCUCAGAGAUAGUAAAGUUCCUACAAGAUACAUUGGAUACCUUAUUUGGCAUUUUAGAUGAAAAUUCCCAAAAAUAUGGGUCUAAAGUGUUUGAUUCUUUGGUUCACAUAAUAAAUUUGCUCCAGGAUAGCAAAUUUCAUCAUUUUAAGCCUGUAAUGGACACUUACAUUGAGAGUCAUUUUGCUGGGGCCCUUGCAUACAGAGACCUCAUAAAAGUGCUCAAGUGGUACGUGGACAGGAUAACGGAAGCAGAGCGGCAAGAGCAUAUCCAGGAGGUGUUGAAGGCUCAAGAAUACAUUUUUAAGUACAUCGUUCAGUCUCGGAGGCUCUUCUCCCUUGCUACCGGUGGACAAAAUGAAGAGGAAUUCCGCUGUUGCAUUCAGGAGCUCCUUAUGUCAGUCCGCUUCUUUCUUUCACAAGAGAGCAAAGGCUCUGGGGCACUGUCUCAAUCACAGGCCGUGUUUCUCAGCUCCUUCCCGGCCGUGUACUCAGAGCUGUUGAAGCUCUUUGAUGUGCGGGAGGUGGCCAACUUGGUGCAGGACACUCUGGGCAGUCUGCCGACCAUCAUGCACGUGGACGACGCCCUACAGGCUGUCAAGUUGCAGUGCAUUGGGAAAACCGUGGAGAGCCAGUUGUAUACCAACCCAGACUCCCGGUACAUUCUCUUGCCUGUCGUUUUACAUCACCUUCACGUGCAUUUGCAAGAACAGAAGGACCUGAUCAUGUGCGCUCGUAUCCUUAGCAACGUAUUUUGUCUCAUCAAGAAAAAUAGCUCAGAAAAAUCUGUGCUAGAGGAAAUAGAUGUGAUAGUGGCCAGCCUGCUGGACAUCCUGCUGAGAACUAUAUUGGAGAUCACCAGUCGACCUCAGCCAUCCGGCUCUGCAUUGCGGCUCCAGUUCCAGGAUGUCACGGGGGAGUUUGUUGCUUGUCUCCUGUCCCUUUUACGACAGAUGACAGAUAGACAUUAUCAACAGCUUCUUGAUAGUUUCAAUACAAAAGAAGAUCUAAGGGAUUUCCUGCUGCAGAUAUUUACUGUGUUCCGAAUAUUGAUUCGCCCAGAGAUGUUUCCAAAGGACUGGACUGUUAUGCGCUUGGUUGCUAACAACGUUAUUAUUACAACAGUUCUGUACCUCUCAGACGCUCUUCGCAAGAACUUCCUAAAUGAAAACUUUGAUUAUAAGAUCUGGGAUUCCUACUUUUACCUCGCAGUCAUUUUUAUAAAUCAGUUGUGUCUGCAGUUGGAGAUGUUCACACCUUCCAAAAAGAAAAAGGUGUUAGAAAAGUAUGGUGACAUGCGGGUAACAAUGGGUUGUGAAAUAUUCAGCAUGUGGCAAAACCUAGGAGAACACAAGCUUCAUUUCAUUCCUGCCUUGAUUGGCCCCUUCCUUGAAGUUACCUUGAUUCCCCAGCCAGAUCUCCGAAAUGUCAUGAUUCCUAUUUUCCACGAUAUGAUGGACUGGGAGCAGAGACGGAGCGGCAACUUUAAACAGGUGGAAGCCAAGCUAAUUGACAAACUGGAUAGCCUCAUGUCCGAAGGCAAAGGUGAUGAAACAUACCGUGAGCUCUUCAACAGUAUAAUUCCACUAUUUGGUCCCUAUCCUAGUCUACUAAAGAAAAUUGAGCGGGAAACAUGGAGGGAAAGUGGCGUUUCAUUAAUCGCCACUGUAACUCGUCUAAUGGAGAGGUUGUUAGAUUACAGGGACUGCAUGAAAAUGGGAGAGGUAGAUGGCAAAAAGAUUGGCUGCACAGUUAGCCUCCUGAACUUCUAUAAGACUGAACUGAACAAGGAAGAGAUGUAUAUACGCUACAUUCACAAACUCUAUGAUCUACAUCUGAAAGCACAAAACUUCACAGAAGCUGCAUAUACUCUCCUGUUAUAUGACGAACUGCUGGAAUGGUCUGAUCGGCCCCUCAGAGAGUUUCUGACAUACCCGAUGCAAACAGAGUGGCAGCGCAAGGAGCACCUGCACCUCACCAUCAUCCAGAACUUUGACAGAGGCAAAUGUUGGGAGAAUGGCAUUAUCUUGUGCCGGAAGAUUGCCGAGCAGUACGAGAGCUAUUAUGACUACAGAAACCUGAGCAAGAUGAGGAUGAUGGAAGCCUCUUUGUAUGAUAAAAUUAUGGACCAGCAACGGCUUGAACCAGAGUUCUUCAGAGUUGGAUUUUAUGGGAAGAAAUUCCCGUUUUUCUUAAGAAAUAAGGAGUUUGUGUGCCGAGGGCAUGACUACGAGAGGCUGGAGGCCUUCCAACAGAGGAUGCUGACCGAGUUUCCCCAUGCCAUCGCCAUGCAGCAUGCCAACCAGCCCGAUGAAACUAUCUUCCAGGCAGAAGCUCAAUACCUGCAGAUCUAUGCUGUGACUCCCAUCCCAGAGAGCCAAGAAGUCCUGCAGAGAGAGGGCGUUCCUGACAACAUCAAAAGUUUCUAUAAAGUGAAUCAUAUCUGGAAAUUCCGCUACGACAGACCAUUUCACAAAGGGACUAAAGAUAAGGAGAAUGAAUUCAAGAGUCUCUGGGUGGAGAGAACGUCCUUAUACUUGGUACAGAGUUUACCUGGGAUUUCCCGCUGGUUUGAAGUGGAAAAGCGUGAAGUGGUAGAAAUGAGUCCUCUAGAAAAUGCAAUUGAAGUGCUGGAAAAUAAGAAUCAACAACUAAAGACUCUGAUUAGUCAGUGUCAGACAAGACAGAUGCAGAAUAUUAAUCCCUUGACCAUGUGCCUGAAUGGAGUAAUAGAUGCUGCAGUUAAUGGUGGUGUUUCCAGGUACCAAGAGGCAUUCUUUGUGAAAGAAUAUAUCUUAAGUCACCCUGAAGAUGGAGAGAAAAUUGCACGGUUAAGAGAGCUGAUGCUGGAGCAGGCACAGAUUCUGGAAUUUGGUUUGGCUGUGCAUGAGAAGUUUGUGCCUCAAGAUAUGAGACCCCUUCACAAAAAGUUGGUUGAUCAGUUCUUCGUGAUGAAGUCAAGCUUAGGGAUACAGGAGUUCUCUGCUUGUAUACAAGCCAGCCCAGUCCAUUUUCCUAAUGGAAGCCCUCGCGUGUGUAGAAACUCAGCACCUGCUUCCAUGAGCCCAGAUGGCACCAGGGUAAUUCCUAGACGCAGCCCAUUAAGUUACCCAGCUGUCAACCGAUAUUCCUCCUCCUCACUGUCCUCCCAAGCUUCUGCUGAAGUAAGCAAUAUUACAGGGCAAUCAGAAAGCUCUGAUGAAGUCUUUAACAUGCAGCCAAGUCCAUCUACCUCAAGCUUGAGUUCAACUCAUUCCGCUUCACCUAAUGUGACAAGUUCUGCUCCAUCAAGUGCCAGAGCUUCUCCUUUGUUGUCUGACAAACACAAACAUUCCAGAGAAAAUUCUUGCUUGUCGCCAAGAGAGAGACCAUGCAGCGCCAUCUAUCCAACACCGGUGGAGCCUUCCCAGAGAAUGCUGUUUAAUCACAUUGGAGACGGUGCCUUGCCACGCAGUGACCCUAAUCUUUCUGCACCUGAGAAAGCUGUGAACCCCACCCCUAGCAGCUGGAGCCUGGACAGUGGGAAAGAAGCCAAGACCAUGUCGGAUAGUGGGAAGCUUAUCUCUCCCCCUGUCCCUCCAAGACCCACACUGACUGCUUCACCCGCAAGACACACGACGCCAGUAUCCCCCUCCCCUGCUGGACGAUCUCCAUUGAAGGGCUCUGUGCAGUCUUUCGCCCCCUCUCCAGUGGACUAUCACUCCUCAGGCCUGAUCUCCAACUCGCCAGUCUUGUCCGGAAGCUACAGCAGUGGGAUUUCCUCUCUCAGCCGGUGUAGCACGUCCGAAACCUCAGGCUUUGAAAAUCAGGUGAACGAGCAGCCGGGCCCGGGGCCGGUGUCCCCCUACAGUGGGCCUGAGGAGCCGGUGCGCAAGGAGAGCAAGACGCCCCCGCCAUACAGCGUCUACGAGCGGACUCUCCGGCGCCCGGUCCCGCUACCUCACAGCCUGUCCAUUCCCGUCACUUCCGAGCCACCCGCUUUGCCCCCCAAGCCCCUAGCAGCGCGAUCCAACCACCUGGAGAACGGGACCCGCAGGACUGAGCCUGGGCCAAGGCCAAGGCCCCUGCCCCGGAAAGUCUCUCAGUUAUAA